Molecule: messenger RNA, 207 nt
Organism: Peniophora sp. CBMAI 1063
Lineage: Eukaryota; Fungi; Basidiomycota; Agaricomycetes; Russulales; Peniophoraceae
Source: the annotation of a GenBank genome assembly
AUGGCCGUCAUGGACAUCCCGCAACAACGCAGAUACUCGCAGGAGAUGGCCGAGUACACCGCACGUAAAUUCCAGAGCUGGAGGCAGGAGCUCGAACGCGAGCGUGCACGAGACGGGCCCCAUACGCCUCCGCUCAGUGGCUCGCCGCCGAAGAGGCAGUUCAAGCCGAGCCCGCCAUUGAAGAUGACAGCUAUGAAUGGUGACUGA